CUUUUCCUUUUCUUUGGUCGGUUUUCUCUGGGCAUUUUCUUUUGAUCAUUUUUUAUUCGAUUAUUAACCUGUGGCUCGCCUUUUCCACUCACUCCAAUUUCGAGUGAUCGGAUCUGAUCUCUUUUGCUCCGCGCGGCGAUAUCUGAAUGGAGUCCUGCCCAACAGUUAAAAGUAUUCUUCUCCUUGACUCUGAAGGGAAACGUGUAGCUGUCAAGUACUAUACAGAUGACUGGCCAACACUUUCUGCGAAAUUGGUAUUGGAGAAAUCUGUCUUUACCAAGACUCAGAAAACAAAUGCUCGAAAUGAAGCGGAGAUAAUUAUGUUCGAUGGUUACAUUGUUGUCUACAAGUUCAUUCAGGACCUUCAUUUUUUUGUUGUUGGAGGAGAUGAUGAAAAUGAGCUCAUCUUGGCAGCAGUUCUUCAGGGAUUCUUCGAUGCAGUUGGGCUGCUUCUCAGAAACAAUGUGGACAAGAAGACAGCACUUGAGAAUCUGGAUUUGAUCCUGUUAUGCCUUGAUGAAAUUGUGGAUGGAGGGAUCAUUUUGGAAACAGAGGGAAGUGUAAUUGCUGGAAAAGUUGCCACCAAUGGUUUGGACAGUGCAGGAUCGCUAACUGAGCAGACCAUAUCCCAGGCCCUUGCAACAGCACGUGAACACUUGGCAAGAUCUCUUCUUAAGUGAUGCAGUGGCAAGAUGCAAAUAUUUUAUCCUUUUUUGGGGGCGGGGGGGAGGGUAUCAAUGGUCCAUAGUCUUGUAAAAUGCACUUAUGUUCUACUGUUAUGGAUGGAUCCAUUGAUUUUGGUUAAUGUCGUGGAGAUGGAACUUACAGUAUCGACAGUGAUGUUAUGAGCAUAGUGGGCGUGUGGUGACUUGUCAUGCAGGCGUAACAACUGCUGUUGAUAAUCCCUAAUAAAAGGUGAGCUUGCAAUAAAGCGUUGGCAUAAUUAAGUGGCACUAAAUGGAAACUUUUGGGUGGACUUAUUAUGUUGUAUAAUCUUAUUUAGCCCCCUUCUUAGUUCAUAAUUAUGCAUCUUUAUAA
Molecule: messenger RNA, 1038 nt
Organism: Elaeis guineensis (African oil palm)
Lineage: Eukaryota; Viridiplantae; Streptophyta; Magnoliopsida; Arecales; Arecaceae
Product: coatomer subunit zeta-1
Biological process (GO): intracellular protein transport; intra-Golgi vesicle-mediated transport; retrograde vesicle-mediated transport, Golgi to endoplasmic reticulum
Cellular component (GO): COPI vesicle coat
Source: RefSeq, a predicted model, not a curated record